UCAAAGUGACAUCUCCGUGCUUCGAAUCUCCUUGCGAACGGUCAACCGGUCACUCUCCGUUCUAUCUCCUCUCCCUGCUUCCGUGACAUGAUACCCAGCUGACAGGUCACAGCCCUCCCUCUUCAACUCCCUCGACCACUACCAGCCCCAAUCACCCUAUGUCUCCAAAGUCCAUCCUUAUCACUGGCUCCAGCGCAGGCGGUCUAGGUGGCGAGCUCGCCAAACAGUUCCAUGCCAGAGGGUUCUUUGUGAUCGCCACGGCGCGAAAUCUCGAUUCUAUGCAGGAGCUCACAGCACUUGGGAUCACGACUCUUCAGCAAGAUGUCAUCGACGAGAAAAGUAUUCAAGUAAUCAAGGCAAAAGUCACUGAGCUCACGGACGGGAAGCUUGAUAUUUUGAUCAAUAACGCUGGCGUUUCAUAUCCCUACGCAGCAGCCGAUAUAUCUUUGCAAACUGCUCGGGCCGUCUACGAAGUCAACCUAUUCUCCGUCAUGGCCAUGGUUCAAGCAUUCUUACCACUUCUGAUCGCCUCUGGCGACGCGAGGAUCGUCAAUAUGGGCAGCACAGCGGCCGUUGCUCCUGUCCCAUUCGGAUGUGUGUACAAUUCGAGCAAAGCUGCACUUCACUCGUACAGUGAUACACUCCGCAUCGAACUUGCUCCGUUCAAUAUUAAAGUUAUCACGAUUGUACCAGGUCUGUUCACGAGCAACCUAACAAAACCGUGGCAUCGUGUACCAGAAGGCUCGAUCUAUACACCCAUCGCACAACAAUAUAAAGAGCGCCGGAUCGAAAAAUUCACAGAUGGUGCCAUGCCCCGCGAUGAGAUCACUCGCAACAUCAUAGACCAAGUUCUAAAGUCAUCUCCACGCGCUUGGUACUGGGAUGGUACUAAUUCGUGGUUGAUUUGGUUCCUCGGUACAUUCGGCGGGAGAAAAGCAUUUGAUGGAAUUUUGAGUCGUAAAUUUGGUUUGGCUGAUCUUGCUCAGAUACGCCAGGCAGAACAGACGAAGCGCUCAGCUUGAAAACGGGGAGACUGAAUAGUUUGAAUACAGUAG
Messenger RNA from Marasmius oreades (fairy-ring Marasmius), 1055 nucleotides. RefSeq lists its product as uncharacterized. The record is from RefSeq and is a predicted model, not a curated record. Lineage: Eukaryota; Fungi; Basidiomycota; Agaricomycetes; Agaricales; Marasmiaceae. The transcript is spliced from 9 exons. Gene Ontology annotation, biological process: phosphatidic acid biosynthetic process; triglyceride catabolic process. The coding region runs from base 159 to 1022 and encodes 287 amino acids. Gene Ontology annotation, cellular component: lipid droplet; endoplasmic reticulum. Gene Ontology annotation, molecular function: triacylglycerol lipase activity; acylglycerone-phosphate reductase (NADP+) activity.